This is a messenger RNA of Danio aesculapii, 1603 nucleotides long. It is a transcript of the gene ubap1lb, whose product is annotated as ubiquitin associated protein 1-like b. Lineage: Eukaryota; Metazoa; Chordata; Actinopteri; Cypriniformes; Danionidae. The transcript has 5 exons. The record is from RefSeq and is a predicted model, not a curated record. Gene Ontology annotation, cellular component: ESCRT I complex. Bases 4 to 1140 code for a protein of 378 amino acids. Gene Ontology annotation, biological process: ubiquitin-dependent protein catabolic process via the multivesicular body sorting pathway. Gene Ontology annotation, molecular function: ubiquitin binding.
GAAAUGUCCUGUCUGGAUGAGGUUUCCUUCAAGAUCCCUCUGGGCUUUCUUGAAGAUGCAAAGGAAGAGGUUGAGCUCAUUUCCGCUCCAGAAAUCCCCCUUCCAGACUACCUGAAGAUCCUGCAGGAAACUGAGUAUGUGUUCAGCCUGGAGAACUGGGUGCUCACAGGUCUGCAGGGCGGCUACUCCACCCUCACCCCCCGCUCUUCAUGUGAGCUGACGGCAACCUGUCCUCCGUACUGGAUGAUGUUCAGCAGCCCUCAGGAGAGCCGCUUGGCCAGCCGCUGGAGCAGUGACUUCUGGGAACCAAACCCACGUCCACGCAGUCGCAGCUUAAACGCAGCCCACUACCGCAACAUGAACACCCGAGUCAAAUUCACCAUUUCUGACUCUGAGGAUGAAGAGUUUGCCGAAGAGGAUGGGGGUGCUGAGGGUGAAGCACAACCCAAACAGAGAGAUUUGGCUUUGGAGAGACAAGGACCAGAGUUGAAAGACUUACGCACUUGUAAAUCACCAAACUUUCUCAGCCUGCCUUCACCUUGCAGCCUUUCCGCACAGAACGUCCGACCCUCAUCCCUCUGCAGGGUUAAUUCUCCUCGAAGACACUUCCAGAGAAGUCAGAGAACAUCUGCACAUGCUAACGCCUGUCCUGCAGCUUCAGCCAAUCAGCUGCAGUCUGAAUGCAUAAACAAUCCCACUACAAAGGCCCAGAGUUCAUGGUGUCCCCCGGCCCCUCCACGGCCACUCAAUUCCCACGCUGCCGUCCUGGACUCAUCUGUGGAGCUGCUGUCGGCUCUGAGCCCAGAGGAGCGGGACCUGCUGGCGGCCGUCACUGAGCAGGGGUACCCGCUGCGGACCGCCAUCAUCGCCCUGCAGAAAACCGGCCAGCAAAGUCCAGAGCAGAUCUUGAGUUAUCUGGUGGCGUGUGAUCGCUUAUGUGAACGAGGCUAUGAUGAAGCUCAGGUUGAAGAAGCUCUCGAGAUGUUUCAGAACUGCGAGACUAAGGCUGAGGAGUUCUUGCAUCUUCUGGCUCAGUUUAAUGAAAUGGGCUUUCAGCAAAACGCCAUUAAAGAGGUUCUUCUGGUGCACGAAAACCACCGCGAGCGAGCGCUGGAGGAGCUGAUGACCCGUGUGGCCUGAUCCAGAAUCACAAUCAUCAUGAUAUCAGGGUUUGUACUGUUCUCAGAGCUGCUGCUUAUUUAUCACACGCUGAACUGUUUAUUCAUUAUUGUGUUAUUAUAGACAUACAGUCAACACAGGCUCAUUGUGGAUACGUACCCCUGUCUACAUUUAUGGAGAGUGCUAGUUAUGUAGGCAGAGGUACAUCUGGCUGUAUUUUGUCAUUAAAACGAAUGAUACGGAGCGGUAUGAUGACACCGACGGCUUCUGUCCAAUUUAGUGCCACCAGCUGGCCACUUAUCUCCAUACGGACAGCUUUUCCGGUGUUAGCAGUUUGCCUAGUAGCUUGCUGCAUAUGUUGGCAACUUGGGACGCAGAACGAAGUUGGCCACGAUGGCUGGGUUCAAGUCCAGUGAUGAGCAGUUCCAGAAACUAGGUAAAACAAAAUCAAAAAAUAAAUGAAUAAAUUAAUAAACAACAGGCU